CACGUUUUCAUUUUUACCAAGGUAAUGUGAUAAAAUAUAUUAAUAACCGAGUAACAUAUUUGUUAAAAUUCUUUUAAACGGUAUGUUUGUGUUGGUGUUUCUUAUUUUUCUAAACAUUUUUGACGAUUGUUUGGCUCAUGGCAGAAUUGUGGGUGGUCGAUCUGCCAAAAUUGAAGAGUAUCCUUAUCAAUUAAGUUUAAGAUUCCGGAAUCGACAUAUAUGUGGAGCAACUCUGAUAGCCAAUAAUGUAGCCAUUACGGCAGCUCACUGUAUUCCAAUGUCUGGUUCCUAUACAGUGAAAGGUGGAUCUACUAAACUUUCUGAAGGAGGAAUAAUAAUUCCCGUUAAAACAGCUAUAUUACAUCCACAGCACAGAUCGGAAAACGAGGAUUAUGACGUGGCUAUUCUCAGACUUGAUACGCCUUUUAACUUGUCCUCAUCAAUUCAACCUGCAAAACUACCAAAAGGAAACGAACAGCUAGUCGUAGGUUGGGUUGGUAAUGUCACCGGUUGGGGUGCCAUUUCUAAUAAUUUCCCCGAUAUGUCAGAUACUCUUAGAAUGAUUGGACUGCCAGUACUACCGAUCGAAUGGUGUAAGUCAAGAUAUAUUAGUGUUUCAUUAACGCCACGACAGUUUUGUGCAGGUUUCAAAGAAGGUGGAAGAGAUUCCUGUCAGGGUGAUUCGGGUGGCCCUUUUGUAAUCAAUGGAACCCUUUAUGGUAUAAUCUCCUGGGGAUUUAAUUGUGCCUCGCCCGGUUAUCCUGGAAUAUACGUAAAUGUAGCAGUUCUUCGAGAUUAUAUACAGCAAAAUUCUGGUAUUUAAAAACGAUUCAAUAAAUUUAUUCAGCUCUA
Messenger RNA from Diabrotica virgifera virgifera (western corn rootworm), 852 nucleotides. Its product is annotated as trypsin-2-like. Gene Ontology annotation, molecular function: serine-type endopeptidase activity. The record is from RefSeq and is a predicted model, not a curated record. Gene Ontology annotation, biological process: proteolysis. NCBI's taxonomy places the organism in Eukaryota, Metazoa, Arthropoda, Insecta, Coleoptera, Chrysomelidae. The coding region runs from base 83 to 823 and encodes 246 amino acids. The transcript is spliced from 5 exons.